AUGAUUCUUCCGCUGCAGACCCUGGCCCUGGGUGCCGCCCUUGCUCUCUCGAACCUCCCCCUUAGUCAUGGCCUAAGUGCCAGCGACAUUCCCGCCGAUAUUCCUGUCUCACAGUUGAUCUCGUCUGCUACGGCCGCUCUCGCCCAGGGCAACGGCCAGGAUGCCUUGACCUACUACGACGCUGCCAUCACUCGUGAUCCGCAAAACUACCUUACCAUCUUCCGCCGAGGCGCUGCCUAUCUUCAACUCGGAAAGAGUUCCCAGGCCAGCCACGACUUCGACCGCGUUCUCGCCAUUAAACCCACUUUCGAAGGUGCUCUUGUCCAACGAGCAAAGAUCAAGAGCAGGAACGGCGACUGGUCUGGUGCAAAGUCUGACUACGAAACGGCGGGCAAGAAAGAUGGAGAUGAGAUCCGCGAGCUACUAGAGGCUCAGAAUGCUGCCACUUUGGCACACAAGGCAGAACAAGACGGCCACUGGUCCGACUGCACCACUCAGGCAGAUAUCGCAGUCUUGGUCGCCGGAGGUGCAAUGGAUUUGAGACACACAAGAGCAAAAUGUCGCUUCGAGAAAGGCGACAUUGUCGAGGCUCUCAGUGACUUGCUGCACAUAGCCCAGGUGUCUUCUGGCUCUAGCGAACACCUCCAGAUUUCGGCCACAUCCUUCUACGCUCUCAACGAACCCGUCUCUGGCAUGGGCCAAGUCAAGAAAUGCCUGCACUCUGACCCCGACUCCAAGCCUUGCAGAAAGCUCCUGAAAGCAGAGAAGGUCGUCGACAAGCAAUUGAAGAAGGUGAAAGACGCCAUGGAAAAGAGUCGUUACAUCAACGCUGUCAACAUAUUGGUGCACACAAAAGAUGACGAGGGUCUUCUCAAGACUGUCAAGGACUCCACUCAGCAAUACCGUGACGAAGGCCUUAUCCACAAGAACGCUCCGGAUCGUCUGUACAACGACUUGAUAGAGUUGACUUGCGAGGCAUAUACCGAGAUGAACAACCUCAAGAAGGCCCAGCCUUACUGCGAGGAGGCUUUGACACACAACCCCAACUGUCUACCUGCCUUGAUUGGCAAGGCCACGCGCCAGCUCGAUGCCGACGAGUUCGAGCCCGCUAUUCAAACCCUCAACCAAGCAAAGGAGCACCACCAAAACUCACAAAAAGUCCAGGAAUUGCUGCAAAAAGCCCACACAUUGCUGAAGAGAUCCAAGCAAAAAGACUACUACAAGGUUCUCGGCGUCACAAGAGAUUCUGAGGAAAGAGAAAUCAAGAAAGCUUACCGCAAGCUCACCAUUCUACACCACCCUGACAAGGCUGCUCAAAAGGGAACCAGCCCCGAGGAAGCACAGAAGAAGAUGGCCGAGAUCAAUGAAGCAUACGAAGUCCUAUCUGACCCUGAACUCAAGGCCAGAUUCGACCGUGGUGAUGACCCCAACGACCAAUCUCAACAAGGUAGUCCAUUCCAGGGUCAACCAUUCGGCUUCCCUGGCGGUGGUCAACAGCAAUUCUUCCAUCAACGACCAGGCGGUGGCCAAGGCUUCAAGUUCCAGCACCAGGGCGGUUUCCAAUUCCCUGGCGGAGGCUUCCCGUUCUAG
Molecule: messenger RNA, 1590 nt
Organism: Aureobasidium pullulans EXF-150
Lineage: Eukaryota; Fungi; Ascomycota; Dothideomycetes; Dothideales; Saccotheciaceae
Product: DNAJ domain-containing protein
Exons: 1
Coding region: 1-1590 (529 amino acids)
Biological process (GO): protein folding in endoplasmic reticulum
Cellular component (GO): endoplasmic reticulum
Molecular function (GO): misfolded protein binding; protein-folding chaperone binding
Source: RefSeq, a predicted model, not a curated record